Messenger RNA from Microthlaspi erraticum, 1401 nucleotides. Lineage: Eukaryota; Viridiplantae; Streptophyta; Magnoliopsida; Brassicales; Brassicaceae. The record is from the annotation of a GenBank genome assembly.
AUGGCAAAAACUGUCACUCAGGUAACGUUAGCUCAUCUAAAGGACAAACCUGCUCCAUCGACACCAACUGGUAUUUCGUCAAGUGCUAGUGGUGGUAGCGGUUUCCGAUCAGCAACGGCGAGGUUGUUAGGUGGUGGAAAUGGUAACCGUGCGCUUAGUUUUGUUGGAGGCAACGGAGGUAGCAAGAACGUGAGCACAAGUGCAAGAACCGGUGCCACAUUCACUUCUCCUAACUCUAGUACCUCUGCGUCUAAUCCAAAUUUUGAUGGGAAAGGAAGUUACUUAAUCUUCAAUGUGGGUGAUUCUGUUUUCAUAUGUGACUUGAACUCACAAGACAAGGAUCCAGUAAAGUCUAUACAUAUAAGCAACUCGAACCCUGUGUGUCAUGUGUUUGAUCCAGAUGCUAAGGAUGCACAUGAUCUACUUAUUGGGAUGAAUUCUGGGGAUGUCUACACCGUAUCACUGAGACAGCACCGUUGUACUAGUAUAGCUUGGGUGCCUGGAGGUGAUGGAUCCUUUGUUGUUGCUCAUGCCGAUGGAAAUCUGUACGUGUAUGAGAAGAAUAAAGAAGGUGCUACUGAAUCUUCGUUUUCUGCUAUAAGAGAUCCUACACAGUUUUCAGUUGACAAAGCAAAAUAUAGCAAGAGUAAUCCAGUAGCGAGAUGGCAUAUUAGUCAAGGUUCAAUUAAUUGCAUUGCAUUUUUAAAUGAUGGGGUAUACUUGGCAACUGUUGGAAGAGAUGGUUAUUUUAGAAUUUUUGAUUUCUCAACGCAAAAGCUAGUGUGUGGUGGAAAAAGCUAUUAUGGUGCUUUACUAUGCUGUGCUUGGAGUAUGGAUGGAAAGUACCUUUUGACUGGAGGCGAAGAUGACCUGGUUCAAGUUUGGAGUAUGGAAGACCGAAAGGUUGUGGCGUGGGGUGAAGGACACAAUUCGUGGGUAAGUGGAGUGGCAUUUGAUUUGUAUUGGUCGUCACCAAAUUCAGACGGGUGUGGAGAGAGUGUCAUGUAUAGGUUUGGUUCCGUGGGUCAGGACACGCAGUUACUGCUAUGGGACCUAGAGAUGGAUGAGAUUGUGGUUCCACUUCGGAGACCACCAGGAGGAUCACCCACUUACAGCACAGGGAGUCACUCUGCUCACUGGGACAAUGUCGUUCCAAUGGGGACUCUUCAGCCAACGCCAUGCAUGCGAGACAUCCCAAAGAUCUCGCCAGUGGUGGUUCACCGUGUUCACACCGAGCCGCUCUCGGGAUUGAUAUUCACCCAAGAAUCGGUCAUAACAGCUUGCAAAGAAGGCCAAAUAAAGAUCUGGACACGACCAGACAGCACAGUGUCCAGCAGCUCAGAAGCUAAUCCAACCACUGGCAAACCCUCACAGACCAGCAAGGUCGGUGGUUCCAGUUAG